AUGAGCUCGCCUCUGAAUGAAGCUUCAGACACAUCAAACUCAUCAGUUCGAAAACGGGUAGUUCAUAUUGACCCACUAGAAAUCACACAAUCACUAGGAUUCCAAACGUUUAGAAAAGGCGCAAGAAAGCCAUGGACGAAGGAAGAAGAUUCCAAGUUGUCGUCUUUAGUAGCAACAGAGUACCCUAAACCUAUUGAUGUGGAAAAAGUAAACUGGGAUUCCAUUGCAGAGACUUUGUUUCCGGAUGGCUUUAGAAAGGGCAAGGAAUGUCGGAAGAGAUGGUGUAAUUCAUUGAAUCCAACUUUACGGAGGGGAAAAUGGAGCAAGGAAGAAGACGAGAAAUUGGUGAGAGCAUUUGAAAAAUAUGGAGCCUCAUGGUUAAAAGUAUCGCAAGAAAUUGAAGGACGCACAGAUGACCAAUGUGCGAAACGAUAUAUGGAAGUUUUGGACCCCAGUACAAAGAACCGUUUAAAGCCAUGGUCCAUGGAAGAGGAUUUGAGGUUGAUCCAGCAGAUAAAAAUUCAUGGCACGAAAUGGAGGACCAUAAGCAACGGAUUUGAAGGAAGGCCGUCCUUGACUUGUCGGAAUAGAUGGAGAAAGCUCGUGACAGAUGUGGUUAGAGGAAAAGCCGAUCCAUUGAUCAAACUGCAAGUAGAAAAUGUAACGCAGAAAAAUAUGGAUGAUGAAUCUAACGAAGAUAAUAUUUUAGAAGUUUUGUCAAAGAAACAACAGGAAUUGACAGAAAGCAAUAAGGAAACUGGACCCAAGAAUAGUAAACGCCCUAAAAAAUUAAAAAGAGACCCCGAUUUACUGCUGAACACGCCAAGACCGACAAGUGUUAAUACUCCUGCCAACGAGCAAAGUCGCACUGAAGUAGAGUGGAGAUACACAUUGACGCCCGAUGGAAAUAAGCAGGCAAGAGUUGGAGAAGAUGGCUAUUUUUCCAGGAACAAUAUUUUUGGUGAAGAGAACGGAGGAGUAAUCAAGAAUCAACAGAUGGUACAGCAGCUUGUAUCGUAUGCGAAAAAAAGACAUUUGAAUAUCACCGUUCAUCAGCACAUUCACCAUCACUAUGCCUCUAACACCCAACAAGACACUAACAGUCGAACUCAGCCAAACCGAUUCAACGUUGAACCAGAAGAUCAACUGUCGCGUUUUCAACAUUUCAAUUAUUUACCACCACUAAUAGAGGUUCCCAAAUUGAACUCAUCACAAUCUUCUCCAAACAACAGCUCUUAUGAAGGUGCGAGUGGCACAACACCAACCACCACCCAAUUCCAUCACCACCAUCAUCACCACCACCAUCACCAUAACAACAAUGAAAAGGACCAGAGGACCAAGCCUGCUAGUACUAACGGAAGUGUUAUUCGAUCAACAACACCAGCAGAACUUGAUGGUACCAGGGAGUCUGAUCUUAUAAAAUUGUUGAACAAUACUGAUGAACUUAACAGAAGAGAAACAACUCCCAUCUCCAAUCCAUUAACACCCUUGGCACAAACUGUGGAAUAUGUAGAGGCAGAAGAAAAUCAAAAGCUCAAACGGAGAAAGUUGGGCCCUACUGUUGAGUCAAAUGCAGACAUGGUGAGCAAAGCCCAACAUCUCAACAAUGAUAAGAACCAUGACAUCCCCAGUGAGGAUGAAGAAGAGUUAGAUUUUUGGGAAACAAUGAGAAAUUUGACGGAGUUGCCCAAUAACACUUUGAAUAAUACCACUACCAAACCUACUGUUACUAGCAGCAAAAACAUCCUUUCUCACGACACUACUUACCACAAUAGCACCACGAGCUCCAAUAAUAGCAAGAUUCUCACUUCAACCCAGUUUUCCCAAAAGCCUGUAUCACAGCAUCACCCACUUCAUUACUAUAAUAGCAACACCAGAGAGAAUACACCGAAGCCUGUGCUAAUUCAAAGCCAAGCCCGGAAGGAAACAGGAAAUGCUCAAGGCAGCAACAACAAUGAAGGACAAGAAGAGGGAUUGGAUGAAGAAGAUAAGUUAUUGGCAAGAGAGGUGGCUGAAGUUGGCGUAGACCAAGAGACGUUGAACAGUUAUGGGUUGUUUUAUAAUGUGUAUACUCGAGAGGGCUCUACAUUUCCAGAAUUGCAACCUCAGCAAAGUUCACAACAACAACAGCAACAGCAGCAGCAGCAACAGCAAAAGUACUCGGCAUAUGACCAAUGGGGCGGUGGUUUUGGAAUGAUUCCAUUCAACCCAUCCUAG
Messenger RNA from Candida albicans SC5314, 2217 nucleotides. It is a transcript of the gene BAS1, whose product is annotated as Myb-related transcription factor BAS1. The coding region runs from base 1 to 2217 and encodes 738 amino acids. The record is from RefSeq and is a predicted model, not a curated record. The transcript has a single exon. Lineage: Eukaryota; Fungi; Ascomycota; Pichiomycetes; Serinales; Debaryomycetaceae.